Auanema sp. JU1783 is the source of this 9783-nucleotide messenger RNA. Lineage: Eukaryota; Metazoa; Nematoda; Chromadorea; Rhabditida; Rhabditidae. The record is from the annotation of a GenBank genome assembly.
AUGGACAGUAGUGUAGACGUUCCUAACACGCGAUUCUCUCCUGAUGGAGAAGAGACCCACCGUGAAGCUGCGGAGGUUUUCAUACAUAUGCACCGAAACUUCCGGGUGUCCAGAAACUUGCGUGCACAAUGGUUUUUUGAUCAUUUGGGUAAAACAGUUUCAAUCCAGGAUGAGCCCACCGGAGAUGAGUAUGGUCGAGAAAUGACAGUGUUAGGAAUAAUAUCAAAGGAUGGAAGCGUGGAUGAGUUUGUCGGGAAUGAAGUUUUCAGAGUGUGCUUGGACACGAAGGUUACUUUUCUUUCUCGGUAUUAUCGUCAGGUUUUCAUUCUUGAUUUGAGUCCUUCUACCAUUGUUGCUGACGAGCAGAGUAAUUCUUGUCUACAUCACAAGCUUUUGGAAUGUCUUCAGUUGAGUCUAUCAUCAGUUGUGCGUAGCUUCACUAUACCUGGAACCCGUAAGAAGUUUCGACCGCAAGUGUAUGUCAGCAUAAUCGUCUUCGUUCCCUUUUUAAGUUUUUCUGAGAAAUCGGUGUUAGUACAUGGUGAUCUUCUUACGGAAAGUAAUGUUUUCAAUGUUCUUGAAAAGGCUAGAGUUAAGUUUGAUGAAUUGUUGAAAUCUCUCCAUUCUUUCUCUCAACCUAUACUACGAACUUGGGUCAAUCUACAACGUCAUCAUAGGAUAAGAAUAGAUGAGAUUCCGCCCAGGAAGAAUAGUAAUCAAGAAACUGAAGAUUUCAUGGCCAUGAAUGCAGUAGGAAAGAACUUGAACGGAACGGCAAGACAACCUCCGAACAGUAAUCUGAAUGACCGAAAGCAAGAUAUCUGGUAUUACGAUGAUCAAUCCCUUUUGCCUGCUAAAUUUCUGAAAACUAACAAUGGAUAUACUUUCCCGGAGUCUGCGAUAUUGUUCAUUUUAAGAUUAGGGUUGAUAACCAUGCAGUCUUUGCCUGAACAUACUCAAUCCAAUAUCGUUGUGAUUACCGAUGGAGUAGCAGGAAUACCAGACACGUUGGCUUUAGAAGACUUACUUAAUCAAAUUCGAAAUCAGACAGUAUCAUGUUCAUUCAUUCAAGUUCAAGGUACAUCUCACAGCGAGGCUUGUUUUGGACAUGUAUCUUCUGGAGAAUUAUUUCAUUUCCUAGCCAUGGCAACAUUCGGAUCAUAUCUGCCUUAUUGUCGUUGUUCUGGAUUUGGUUUGGAGUCAAUUGAAGACGGUGAGGAGGAAGAUGAAGCAUUCUACAGAGAAUUGAACAGUUUCCACAGGUCUUUGCUCUGUUGGAGUUUUCAAAAUUUUCUGGAAGAUAAUGUGCAUAUUUCCAACUUAUUGAAAGAAAUCAGUACAGGGUUUGCCGAGUUCCAGAAAUGUGACUCUGUUGUUUAUCCAGUUUUCAAAGGCACUUAUCAUAGUAAGCUACAUGAAAUGCUGUAUGUGCGACUGAGGGAAGGCUUCUCCAUGAAAAGAGUUGAAUAUUUGAAGCACGAUUCUAGGAUUAAGAUUCAUCUGUCCAUGCCGUUCCGUCCUCUAGUUUUUGUUGAAUACACUAUCAUAGCUGGCUGGCCUACUUCUGUUCAUAAUAGAGAAGCUAUAACAACCGAAAUAUUCAUACGAGGUCCCAAGCCUGAACUCAAAGAUUUUGCUGAAUUAAAUAGGAGUGAGAUGAGCAGUAGUGAAGAACGCAAGCGAUUCAUAUGUUCUUUGAAGAGCACGAUCAAAAGUAUUCAAGAAGCAGAUGAGCUGAUGAUGCAUAUACAUUCUUUUAACUGUGAUAAAGCUUAUUUUAAUCUUCCUGCUGGUAUAGGAAGCCGUGCUAUCUUCCAUAUAGAUGAUCCAACAUCCAUAGGACAAAGAUAUGACACUGAGGACGACUUCGGAAAGUUUUUGAACUACUGGAAAGUGCUGUGCAAUAUCGAUGAUGGCGUUUGGCAAAAAUGGGUACAUAUGCAUUUUGAGAGAGUUAUUUUACAAUCGAAAGAACUCCCUAGCAAUGUCUUCAAGCUACCUGUCAAUAUUGAUUGUGGUCCUUCAAAAACAGCAUUGUACGGCCUGCUAAAGGAUGUCUCAUCGUUUUGUCUUCUACGCGAUAAACUAUAUGUAACAUUUGUGAGAGGGGACGGAAAUGAUAAACCAACAUAUUUUUAUAUGAUUCGCAUAUCUCAUGAACCACCGUGCCUUAUUCUGAAGACAGCUUUCCCGGGUGGUGUGAACAGCUGCGAACGAACGAAUGUAGUAGAGGAAAUACGCGGAAAAUUGAAAAAUUUAAAGAUAGGAGGAAGUUCAAGUAGAUCCGCAGAGCCCGCGCUUACCGUUUUCCGUCGGCCACUGGAACGUAUAUUGAUAAGAUAUGGACAUGUCCCAGUGAACAUGGAAGAAAUAGUUAGAGUAAGCCCGGAAGAAACAGACGAACCAAAUGAAGUAGCAGCAUACAAUACCAUAAGCAAAUACUUGUAUUGCAAACGACGCAUUUGGAAACUUUUCCCGUUCAAAGCAAGUUCUAAUCGUGAAGAAUUCAAUGCUACAUACAUUUUAAAUUUGAUCUUAACAAAGCGGAGACAUGAAGGGUUUAAAACUGCGUGGACAAAAAAUGGCAUGGUUAGCGUAUGUCGUCAGGUGUUUUUCCCUUGUGGACCUGCUCUAGAACAAUUUAUUAUAUUCCCACCAUCUCUCCGGCUUCCGAACCAGAGAAGCAGUCGCUUACUAGCUGCUUCCCCAAGAGCAUGGAAUGAUGAUAAAAUAAGCAGCCGUUCCCUUGGUCGUCCUGCUGACAACAUUAUACUUACUUCGGAAGCUUGGAUUGAACCAUCAGCGGAAUAUGAAACGAAGGGUCCCAAGGAACCAGCUCCACAUGUUGAUGAUGAUCUUAUUGCUCUACUGUUCUCUAUUGAUCAGUUAUUGAGAAUGUGUGAUUUUCCAUCAGGAAAUAGUAGACCUAGCUCACACGAUGCAGCUGAUGAUCGCGAGGAAGAGGCUGAAACAUCAAACAGUCGCUCUGUUUCGAUUGUUCACCAGUCUGUUCGUUUCGCCAAAUUGGCUUUAAAUUCGAACAGAGUAUUAAUUCAUGUGCCCACUUUUGAGACUGAUGCUGAUUUCAAACCCAAACGAAUGAAAACAUUCUUCAACUGCUUGACUCGUGAAUUAGACUCUCUGUUCACGGUCUCUGUUGAUAUGGAAGACCCUGCCAUUUUCUCAAAGGUGUAUGACGAUGUCGUGAAACACUCCCUCGAAAAUAGACCAGAACAUUUUCCAAAUACCAAAUGCCGAGUGUAUAUGAAAAAACUUAGCCCUUGGUCUGUCUUGCAACUUUUCGUACCACAACUUCCUGAAAAUCCUAAAAGAGAAGAAUGGAUUAAUUGGGAUGAUCUUCCGGUUAUUGCUAGCGUUUGCGACGAACCUCAGUUAGCUUACGGAUUAGUCACGGGUAAACCUCUUGGGUCUGUACGAGAGUUGGACUGUGGAAAAGAGGAAUAUUUCCCUCCCGCUAGCUGGGAAAAAGAGAAGAUUUAUGAUGUACCCGAGAGUUUGAUCUUACACAGCCGAUGUUCGAACCAUGCACGACAAACCUACUCGGCUAUUGAGCUGAUUGAAGUCGUUAAAUUUGUAUAUUUCAACGUUGUGGAAAGAGCUUUAGUUGCUGCCGUACAUGCAUGCUUCUGUCGAGGAAUCUCUGUUACUCCUUCGAUUGUUCAAUCAGUGCUGAAUGAACAAUGCAAGUGUGAAUCGUAUGAAGUUGAGUCGGUGUCCAGCGCGCUGGAAGCGUUUUGUGGUCAUCUGAAUGAGUCAAAUAAAGAGAAGAACAACUACUGUUGUGAAGAAUCAAACCUUUCUAGUUUGUUCAAAGAAUCGUUAGGUAGAAACUUCCAUCAAGUUCCUGGAAUUCAGAACUAUUUCUUUUAUCAAGCUCAGAAAGGAGAUUCUCUGAGUGAAACCAGAAGAGGCAGUCUGCGUGUGGAUUACUCGAAUAUAGAGGAUGAAAAAGACAAGACAGAAACUGUCGAUGACGAUAGUGGCUCGAAUGUUGGUUCUCUUCGAACCAGAAGUAGAAUUGAAGAGUUCACAAAAUAUGUGGAUGACCAAGGAGUAGAUGAUUGCAUUGAUAUAAGUUCUUCAAGACGGAAUAGACGAAAACAAGAUACUCCUGUGUUUGUUGUUUUCCAUUGUGCCUUGCACUUCAAAGACGGUCCUAUGGACUGCUUCCCUAUUUCUUUCAUACCAUCUUGUAUACAUAACUUGCUGAAGCAAAGCAGAUGUCUACCCCAAAAUUAUGAUAUCAAAGACAUCACUGUGAAGAUGUUGUUGUACGUUUUGACUUGGCCAUCUCAGAAACAGUUCAAACGCGAUGGUUCUUCGAGUGAUAGCUCUGAAAACGACAGUGUGGAAGGCUUUGUUGGAUUAUCUUGUGAUAGAUCUGCUCAGUUCUUGAAAAAUAUGCCCAAUAAGGAGCGGACAGCCAUUCGUCAGUUGCUGGAUGGAAUGAACAGGCUCUUAGAGCUUGAAUCAAUUUUAAUUGAUAGCAGAAAAGAAAAAAUCACAAUGGAAAAGUUGAAGAGAAUUUCGAAUUUUAUAUCUGAAGAGACGUCAAAAACAGGAGAUCAUGGACGAAUAUCUGAGAAGUGGUGUUCAUUGUCUCUCGUAGAGUCAUCGGAGGAAAUAAAAGAGACACUGAUGGAGAGACUCGAUGGAUACAAGAUUAAUUAUUGUAGACUCAAGCGUUUGAAUAACACUAACUACUUCUACAUCUGCAAGGUUGAGAAUAUUGAAGAGUUCGGCCAGAGUCUACCCAUGGCUGAAAAAGAGGGCGAGCUACGAGGAACUGCUGAAAUUGAUGCUUCAGCGGAGGUUGAAAAGGAUAGCACCAAUAAACAUAGUAAUUCCUUCAAGCGCACUGCUUACAGAUGUACUUCUCAAAGAAUAUCUGAAAACAUGAGAGUGUUACGGUCAACUGAUGGAGGAGAUGUGUCCUUGUUGAAUAUAUCUGAUAGAAAAGAUUUGUUGGCUGACUUCUGGGUCAUACUUAUCAUAGACGAAACAGUUUCGGUGAAGUUCUGUCAGAGAUAUAAGACACAACAUUCCGAGAUAUUCGAUGCUACUUGGACUACAUUCAGGGAUGUCAUAAGAACUAUUAAUCAAGAACGUUUACUGGCGAAAAUGUAUGAGCUCAGAGAAUGCGAUCCAUUGUUGCUUUGUCCCGAAGAUUUUGUCUCAUCCAGCUUAUCUGAAUCAGACGGAAGUGAAGAUGACGACAAGCUACCAACUGAAUCGCGUGUGUUCGAAACUGAUAGAACAGCUUUUCCUCCUGGAUAUUUUGCCUGUCCACUUCAGAAGCUAUAUUGGUUCAAUGUACAUUCGAGACUCAAAUUGAAUGGUUCAUCAUUCGAUAGUGCUAGUGAGCUAAUGCAGACUGUGAUCAGAACUUUGGCGGUCAAGAAUGUUCCAAACACAUAUGUUAUCAGAGAAACAAAUGGAAAUGUUCUUUACAUGCAUCUCUAUACUUCAAAAACACAGUUUGAAACAGACGCACAGAAUAAUAAGUUUUGCAACCAUUCGUCAAAGAAGUUCUUAAAAGAAGUUGAUCAAAUGAUCGGAUCACGUAUUCUGCUUGCUGUUCAUGGAAUAACUCAACCAAGUGAAGACUUCAACAACUCGAUUAUAGCCUCUAUCCAGGCUCGUUUUGAUGAAGAAGUACUGAACGUACUCAUCAACGAGUUCCAAAAAACUGACAGCAAUGUCAUAUUCGAUAAAGACGACGUUAUGUUUGUGCAAAGAGCUCCACAAGAACCAUCAGCAGUAUUCCGUUUUCCCAUUCCAAUUGAUAUGCGAGAUUUUCUUGAAGACUUGUAUUACUAUACUCAACAACAUUUGCAAAUACCAAUGAGUGUAGCCAGAUGCAAGGAAAACGUGAACUUUGUGCCAUACAGCAACAACUACUCAGCGCAGUCUCAAACCUUCUUCGUUUAUGUCAAGACACCUAAUGAGGAUAACGAGAUGAACAAAAAAAGAGGUGUUGCUUGUCUGGAAUUACGUUUCGUGGAUUCUGAUGGUCAAUCACUCCUGUUAACUCCUGGUGUUCUCAGAGAACAUUCCCAUACAUUACUAGUCAAAACGUUCAAUAGUGAUAAGGACAGACUUGCUUUCUACAAAACUAUAACGAACUCCACUGAUCGUCAACCUUUCACUUCUUCUUUGGUUAUGCAAGUAUUUGUAUGGCAAAGAGGAGAUGUUGUUCUGGAAGAUCUAAAACUCAUUCUGAGACGAGUUUUAGAACGAGCUUGCUGUGAUGUGGUUACUGAGUUCGGCAUAUUGAAUCUUAAAAUAAUAGAAACGUCUAGUAUUCUGGGCUGUAGCUCAGCCGAUCUUCUACCUCAAAGCCCUCAUUCUAACCCAGGAUACAGAUCCCAGCUGGGCUCUUCGAAAGCUUCUCCAGUUCCUUCUGAUAAAAGACCUUCAUUGAGAAAGAGAGACUCUUCUGAAACGUUGCCAUGUGGAACUCAACCGACCACACCUUCACACACGCUAGAUAGUUCACGUAAGGCUGGUUCUACUGUAUUCUCAUUUGAUACUACGAGGCGAGGCUCCAUUGCUUCUGAAGUCGGAGGAUCGAUGGAGAGUAUGAUUCCAACACAAAAGUUUUUAAACGCGAAACUGGUGUCUUCUAUAGUCAAUUUCUUCGACUUUGUCAUUGCCAAAGAAAUUGAAAACAAGAGCUCCAUGGUUUCAGUUCACAGCUACACCUGGGAGUUUGACUGUCAGAAUACUUUACGGAAAGCAUUAUCUGAGAUUUGCGACAAACUUAAAGGUUCUUUGCAAAAUGAAGAUGUUGAUCUGAGUGACAAAAUAUAUUUUUGCGAGAGAGUUGCUAAUAGUACUGGUCCGGACCGUUAUAGCGUCAAACAAGAGAAGGAUUGGAAAAUCGUUCCACAGUUCACGCAAGAUCAAGGAACGUUAAUGAACGAAAAACCCAAAACUGACUACAUUAUUCUGGCUACAGUGGAGAAAGUAGCUCAAGAAACGCUGCGAUAUGGCUAUGAGAUAACCAAGACGGCUCUACCAGCAGUCCUCGAAAAAGUAGCGAAUGAUUCUAACACUUGUAACAUGUUCUCGCCUGGAUUCAAUCCUUUCGUGCCUCGUCAACGUCUACUCUACGGCAUAGCCCGAGGAGAAAGUCUCACUGUUUACUUCUAUAAUUAUAACCCCGAUAAAAUCAGAGAUCUGCUUAAUUUCAUCAAUAGGGCGACGCUAUGGCAUUUGGCUAGAUCUCGACUUAGUCGGGAAAUUUCAUUGCACAAGCUAGGUAUAACACACCUAUCUCCUGUUCAGAAAUCCUCGGAGAAUCCUUACUUAUCUCUUGUCUGGCGAAGUACUGCUAAACUUAUUGAGUUGGAAUACCCAGCUGAUGAACUGAAUGCUGUCGCUAUUGAAGGAUUACCAGAGCUAAUAGCUGACUUAGUCUUAAGGCCAAUACGUAAAGCUGAUUUCUCUUUUGUUCCCAACUACCAGUCUCAAUGUCUGAUAAAGAACCAGUUGGAUCAAGUGUUGUCAUUACGGUCUGAUCUUGAAAGACGUAUGCAUAGGUUUAUAACUUUGUCACAAGUUCAUGCUCGACUAAGAAAAGAUGAAUGUGAAGUUAAGGAAAGCGAACUUGCUGCGCUGUUGGAAUGUUCAAGAAGAGUUCAUUUCGUGCAAACUCCUGUUCUACUGUUUCCCAAAUGGAGAAGAAAGAUUGCUGAAAUUCGAGCUACUAUAGAACCUAAGACGCCAAAAAAAGAAAACUCGUCUCGCCCUCCAACUGGAUCGUCUUCUAGCACAAGCCGUAGACUGAGAUCUUCUACUCUCAGUGUCUCAUCUUCUGCCCAGCAUCAGCAACAGUCACCUUUACGGUUCAAAAGUGAACAUGAAGAUCCAUUUGAGGUGAAAAUACUGUACAUGCUCUUGAACGAUUAUAUAUCUUAUCUCAAAUCUAUUGGUUUGAAGCCCUUCCGAGUAACAAACUUAUCCGAGAAAAGCCAACGCAUGGACUGGUAUCAAACAGAGUAUCCUCAAGGGUGCAAGUACGCUCCCACAGUUACUCUUUUCAAAGAAACUUGCGGUGGCAUUGUUGUGAUCAAAUUAUCGUUCCUACAACCGUAUUUCAUCCUCUCUAUUCACGUUUACUCAUCUAGUGAUCUGAUUCAACCGAAUAGGAACAUAAACGAUUCGGAAGCAAGGUCCCGUUGGAGGAAACUCGAGGAGUUGAAAGAUAGUAUCCUCUCGAAAUGUCAUGUACAUUCGUUCACGUACGACUUUCAUCUAAGGAUCCUGAGCAAGUAUUUAGUUGGUAAAGAUCAGGUUUUAUUCAGCAAUGGGUACAACACUUACUCAUUCUUGGUAGAUUUCUUGAAAUACUACGGAUGUCGUCCACCAAAUGCUCGUAACUGCGUGUAUGAAGUGCGGCCAACUUUUGAGUUGAAACAUGGCGUAGCUGCGAAAGACAUUUGGACUCAUUUCUUAGACAUGCAUUACGAGAAGCACUAUGGAUGGACUGUUGUCCGUUUAAAAAACUCAGAAGAUGAUGUUAGUAGUAAAGCCCAUGACUUCAUGCUCGUAUCGAGUGAGAAACCCAGGAACCUGAAUGGACAUGAGAAACUAAGAGUUUUGUUGCGCGAUAGACGAAAAGAAGGCAAAGCUGGACAGCUUCAUCUUGUUCAAUAUUUAGUUCUCGUCGAUGGAACCCAUAUCAGCCCUAUGGAAGAUGAGGUCCAUCGAGAGGAGUAUGACCAAGAUGAUGUGGGGGAGUUUCUACACGUCGAAGGUCCUUCAGAAGCUGAAAAAGAGGCUGAAAUUGAUAUGUUGAUUGGCAUAAUUAGUGAGGGUGGUCUUCCUCUGGUAGACGGUUCGGUAAACAGGAAAAGGAGAUUUUCGAGUGGAGGGCUGGAGAAAGCUGCGACACAAAUCAGAGGGUCUGGCAGUAAUAAUCGUCUCGAAACUGAUUUGUCUUAUUCACCUAUACGGAAUGGUCCAAAAGCAGAUUCUGACUCUGACAUGCCUAGCCGUCUCUCAGUGGAAGGCUCUUCAACUCGUAGACAUCGCAAAACAAUAGAUUCUGAGGAUGUGGAAAUGCCGGGUGAAAAAGUAAUUUAUGUUCAAUUUCUUUGCGCAAAGCAGAGGAAUCUGCAAAUGAUAUUGGAAGAAGCUGUAAUGGAUUACACGAAGCUGCUCGACGACGCUGUUCUAGAAGCUGAAUGGAAAUGUCGUCGAGACAAUAUUUGGUCAAAGAUACUCGUUCCGAAGAAGGCCCUUGCACAAACUUCCGCCUUCAAGUCGUUGUUACCUUCGAAAAAUCCACAAACCGAUGUCUGGGGAAUUCUGAUGGCAUACUCUCAUGAUUUACCAGCCGAUGAGUUUGAAACUCUUCUGGAGUAUGUACAUCAAAUCGAUAUGAGUGAUAGAGAGAAGAGAUUAAUUUCGCUGUUGCAAGGCACUAACUGCGCUCGGUUGUGUCGUUUUCUUUUUGCCCGUUAUGGUUCUGACAGGUGUCGCUUCCUUGAGUAUCCACCUCCCUCUACAAAAAAGUGUCUGUUGAUAACGAACCCGAACAAUCCAAACUAUACAUUGUUCCUCAUAAGUUGUUCAUCUGAAACCACUCCAGAGUUGAGCGUUCUGUUGAAAGAUAACUAUCUGAACGACACCCUCGAUGAUGAUACAAGAAGAUACCAUGAAAAAUUGCUGGACCAAGCAUUCGAUGAACUAGUGCAAUGCGUAACAGCUUCUCUCUGGGCGGAUUUGCUUCUUCGUCCUCCUGGUCGAGCCUAA